Molecule: messenger RNA, 1042 nt
Organism: Coccinella septempunctata (seven-spotted ladybird)
Lineage: Eukaryota; Metazoa; Arthropoda; Insecta; Coleoptera; Coccinellidae
Product: serine protease snake-like
Exons: 5
Coding region: 86-979 (297 amino acids)
Biological process (GO): proteolysis
Molecular function (GO): serine-type endopeptidase activity
Source: RefSeq, a predicted model, not a curated record
UUUGUCUAAUUCGUUAAUUUUCAAUUGAAUUUACUGAAUUAUUAGUCGUAUCAAUAAAAAAAACACAUGUUUUGAACGAAGCAUAAUGAAUAGAACCGAAAUAUUCUUGUCGUUUUUCGAUUUUCUCUUCGGAUUCACCAUAGCAGAAUUGAAAUGCAGGGAAUAUUUAGCAAGAACCAAAUUCUUAAGUAGAACGUUUGCUGUACCUCUUCCUCUUAUAAUUUAUGGAGAUAAAACGAUAGAUGGUGAAUUCCCUCAUAUGGCUCACAUAGGGUACAAGAAGAAUGGAUCUAAGGAAAUCAAAUGGGCAUGUGGUGGUAGUUUGAUUUCAGAACUUUUCAUUUUAACGGCAGCUCACUGUACAGAUGCAUCGGAGUUUGGUAUGCCCAGGAUAAUACGAUUAGGAACUAACAAUGUCAAAUCUCGGGAUAAUGUUCAAAGAAGGUCAAUUGUGCAAAUCAUACCUCAUCCCAAAAGAAAAGGAUAUUACCAUGACAUUGCUCUCCUUCGGUUGAAUCGUCCAGUAAUAUUCAGUUACUACAUAAGACCUGCGUGUCUUAACACUUGUAAGGAAUGUCAGUUCACAGAAGCAAUAGCAACAGGCUUUGGAAUAGAAGAAUUUACAUCGGUAAAUAUGAGUGACCAUCUGAUGAAGACAAACUUGAAAAUAUACUCGAAUAAAAAUUGCUCAAAAAUCUAUGCACAAACGAUAAAAGAAAUUUUACCAUUGGGAGUUAGAUCAUCUCAAAUCUGUGCUGGGAGCAAUCAAGGAAACGAUACAUGCCACGGAGACUCUGGAGGCCCUUUGCAAAUAAAAUUAGCCCAGGAUUUUAAUAUUUAUCGAAUAAUUGGUAUUACUUCCUUCGGACUUUUCUGUGGACAACCGAAUACGCCAUCGUUUUACACAAGAAUUUCUCGAUAUGUGGACUGGAUUGAGAAAGUUGUUUGGAAGAGAAAACUCUUUAGUAUCAUAUCUUAAUUUUAAUAUCUAUUCUUACGCUUCUUUUCGCACGAUUUUCGUGAAAUACAGACAUUUAUUUUG